AUGCGCAGUCCCCGCUGAGUAACAGCAGUAGAGUAAUGAUGGCGUCCUCAGCGGCUCGCUGCUCCACACGUUGGAUAACAGUUGCCGUGUCCUCCGGUCACCGUCCUGCUUGUUGUGCUCUGGCCCCUUCCAAUGGAGGCUCAAGAAGUCUGUCGACUUUUGGAGCACAGAAAAUCUGGUCGGGAAGCAAUGCAAUGCGUGGGGGCACGGGGAAUGCGUUGACAUUGAGAGGUCUGUCAGUUCCAGGUGUUAAAUCUCCCCAUGUCAUCUGCACACUGUCCUUCCACACAAGUGCCCCAGCCUCCAACAAACAGGACUUCUACACGGUGUUGGAGGUACCACGCACUGCCACCCAGAAAGAGAUCAAGAAAGCGUAUUACCAGAUGGCUAAGAAGUAUCACCCUGACACCAACAAGGAAGACCCUAAGGCCAAGGAGAAAUUUGCUCAGCUGGCUGAGGCUUAUGAGGUGCUGAGUGACGAGGUGAAGAGGAAGCAGUAUGACACGUACGGGGUGGCAGGGUUCGACGCCAGCCAGGCGGGCGGUGGUGGUGGACACCAGCAGUACUGGAGCGGACAGGCCAACAGCGUGGACCCAGAGGAACUGUUCCGCAAGAUCUUUGGGGAGUUCUCCGGAAGCCGCGGCUUCGGCGACUUCAAUGCCGUAUUUGAUCAGCCCCAGGAGUUUAUCAUGGAGCUGACGUUCACCCAAGCUGCCAAGGGGGUCAACAAAGAGAUGGCGUUCAACACUGAGGCCAGCUGCCAGCGUUGUGAUGGCAAAGGGAGCGAGCCUGGCACCAAGGUUGUGCACUGCCACUACUGCAACGGCUCUGGCAUGGAGACGGUGAACACUGGCCCCUUUGUGAUGCGGUCGACAUGCCGUCGGUGUAAUGGGAAAGGCACUGUGAUCUCCACCCCAUGUAACUCCUGUCACGGGACCGGACAGACCAGACAGAAAAAGACAGUAAUGGUCCCUGUCCCAGCAGGUGUUGAGGACGGUCAGACGGUCAGGAUGCCUGUGGGGAAGAAGGAGGUGUUCAUCACGUUCCGGGUCCAGAAGAGCCCAGUGUUCAGACGGGACGGAGCAGACAUCCACUCUGACGUGCUGAUCUCUGUGGCUCAGGCUGUACUGGGGGGCACGGCCCGGGCACAGGGCCUCUACGAGACAGUCAACCUCUCGAUCCCUGCUGGGGUCCAGACAGACCAGAGGAUCCUCCUCUCUGGGAAGGGCAUUGCACGGAUCAGUGGCUAUGGUUACGGAGAUCACUACAUCCACGUCAAAGUCCGAGUCCCCAAGAUCCUGACAGACAGACAGAAAGCUCUGCUCAUGAGCUACGCAGAGGAUGAGACUGAAGUGGAGGGGACAGUCAAUGGUGUCACAAGCACCACUGCAGGUGGGGGCAGCAGUGGUAAGCAGUCUGAGGCAGGGCAGGACAGGCAAGAGGAGGUAAAAGGUCCACUGGGAACUGAGGCGAGUGUCCGAGGGUAGAGAUGAUGCCCUAAGAAGACAGCCACAGGGAGAGACCAGAUAUGGGGACAGGGGGUGGGGGAGUGUUGGAGGGAUGAUGUCUACUGUAUCCUACUCUAGCACUAGACAAGACUGGUUACCCCAGAUCUACCUUCACAGAUCUCCUUUCAUCCUUGAUCAGUUCCCUAGCAGUGGAAGACAAUGGACUGAAACAGACUCAAACACUAGACAAGACUGGUUACCCCAGAUCUACCUUCACAGAUCUCCUUUCAUCCUUGAUCAGUUCCCUAGCAGUGGAAGACAAUGGACUGAAACACAAUGUGGUCCUAACUCAUUCCUGCUGCCUAAAACCCAAAUCCAAGAGGAAAUACGCUCUGGAAGUACCAGGAAGUGACUGCCCCUUAGGCUUGGAGUUUUUUGGAUUUUGUUCAAUGUGCAAAAAUGUUGCGCAAUGGUCUUCAAGCGCAAACAAAUCAUAAGGCAUCGAUCGGGUGGAAGUAAAUUCCUCCACAAAUGCAAAUAUAAUUAUACAUCUUAAAUUACCACAUGUUCAAAAGAUUAGGGUACGUGAUCCGGAAGUAAAGCGAACGUGGCGGCAACUUUAACAGGGUAUUCCAUAGAUUUUCCAAUUGUUCCUGUCCAUCAGAUUCCUAACCGUGUGAUAGCAGCGCAGUCAAACAGUCACUCAUAAAGUAUGGUCUGUCUGCUGUCUGAGGAAUGUACUGUUGCCAGUGAUAGCC
This is a messenger RNA of Salvelinus sp. IW2-2015, 2206 nucleotides long. RefSeq names its product DnaJ heat shock protein family (Hsp40) member A3a (gene dnaja3a). NCBI's taxonomy places the organism in Eukaryota, Metazoa, Chordata, Actinopteri, Salmoniformes, Salmonidae. Gene Ontology annotation, cellular component: mitochondrion. Gene Ontology annotation, molecular function: heat shock protein binding; protein kinase binding; ATP binding. The record is from RefSeq and is a predicted model, not a curated record. Gene Ontology annotation, biological process: negative regulation of apoptotic process; mitochondrion organization; response to heat.